AUGGCGGACGCCCUAUGUGGCCCGUCGAACCCUCUACAAAACCUGCAGAAGCAUACACAAGUCGAUCGCACCCUUCAGCAGGACCGUUUAGUUGGUGCGCGACAACCGCUUGAUCAGAGUUUCCGCACUGCCGACCCUCGCGCAGGCUCACUCGAUGCCGACUUUCACGCUUUCGAAAAUGCCCUUCCAAAUCAAUUCCAGUUUCAGCAGCCUCAUGAUUUCGCCAACGCAUUUCCCAUGUAUCGACCUUCCAGCCAGCCGGCCAUGAACGGUUGGGCGUCUGAUUUCCAGAAACUGAGCAUUAACGAGCAGCCAGUUCCAGCACAGCAAUUCCGACAAGAAGCGCCUUUGGUUAGGUCUACCGUUGGAGGAUGGCACACUGAGUUCAUGCGGCAGCGGUCAAGCGCGAGUACACCGGUCUCUCAGGGAAAGCAAGCAGUGAGGGAGCCGCAGAUGAAUAAUAUGCCACCUUCGAUGAUGAUGAGCAAUUACUCACAACCAAUUUAUGGGCAGUACAAUGGGAUGUAUCAAGACAGCGGCUUUCGGCAGCAGCAACAACAUACCCCAGCAACAAUGGAGCAACAAGCCCCUCAAAUGUCCGAUGCUGAUUUUGAGGCCGCAUUUGCAGACGCCUUUGCCCACGCACAGGAAAUGGACCAGGCAAACCUGCAAGCCACCACCCAAGAAACACCUCUUCAACAAGAACAAACCGCAGUCGAACCGAUGGAAAACGUCAAGAUUGGAUCUGACGCAAUCCAAUACCGAGAGUGGAAAGACCGCACGGCUGAGCAAGACACACGAGACGCCGAUGAGCUCGCCCGGACCGCCGGCCAGCUCUUGACCUCUGUGCAGCACGACACGAGCACCAAGUUCCAGAACUCGAGCUUCCUAGAUCUGAUGCGCCGCAUCCGCGACCGAGAAGUCGAAGUGCAAAACAAUGACCUGACCAACGUCGCCACCGGCGAGGCUGCAACGACAAUCAGCAGCGAUCAUCUCAGAGAACCAAAUGGGCUCUUCGAACCAAUCUCCGACCCGAAAGCCACCAAUUCAACCUCCUCACACUUCGACUUCCCUGACAUGGACGGCGUCUACGCACCCUCUGCGGCCGACAUCGAAGAAACCGCCGGGCAACCACAACAACCAGCACUAUGGGCCACCGGCGCGCAGCACACGCACCCACCGUACACGACCUACGGCUUCGACGACGACCAGUACCCGGCGCAACAGGAAACACUCCAACCCUUGCACCCGGGUGGGAAAUACUACCCAGACCAGAGCCCGCGCCUUCAGCGUGCUGCUCCAGAGAUGAGCGGCGCCGUCCCGGUUACCAUGGGUGGUUCCCCCAGCGCCAUCAGCGCCAGCGACUUCGAGUACGUUGACGAGAGUGGCAACUUGGCUCGGCGCUUCAGCUGA
This is a messenger RNA of Exophiala aquamarina CBS 119918, 1413 nucleotides long. RefSeq lists its product as uncharacterized. The transcript has 2 exons. NCBI's taxonomy places the organism in Eukaryota, Fungi, Ascomycota, Eurotiomycetes, Chaetothyriales, Herpotrichiellaceae. Gene Ontology annotation, biological process: protein import into peroxisome matrix, docking. The coding region runs from base 1 to 1413 and encodes 470 amino acids. The record is from RefSeq and is a predicted model, not a curated record. Gene Ontology annotation, cellular component: peroxisomal membrane; cytosol.